Molecule: messenger RNA, 1962 nt
Organism: Monodelphis domestica (gray short-tailed opossum)
Lineage: Eukaryota; Metazoa; Chordata; Mammalia; Didelphimorphia; Didelphidae
Gene: STC2
Product: stanniocalcin 2
Biological process (GO): intracellular calcium ion homeostasis
Cellular component (GO): extracellular region
Molecular function (GO): hormone activity
Source: RefSeq, a predicted model, not a curated record
GGGCUCGGGGGUAACACCUGCUCGACUCCUUCAUUCAAGUGACACCAGAGCUUCCAGGGAUAUUUGAAGCACCAUCCUUUCCAUUCCUGGGCACUUCCACAGCGCUGGCAACGGCACGGGUCACAUGCUCCCCGAAGAGAGGUUACAGAGCUCCCUUCCCGAGCGCUCUGUGGAGUCAGAAAGGAGGAGGAGGAGGAGGAGGAGGAAAAAGGAGAAGGAGGAAGAGUAGAAAGAGGAGGAGAAUACUCGAAGGAAGAGGAAGAGAACACAAAGAGUAAAGGUUCUCAGAGCGGGAGCUUUGUAACUGCAACCAUGUGUGUGGAGCGGUUCAGCCAAUUAGUGACCCUGGCGUUGGUGUUGGCCAGCUUCGAUCCCGUGCUGGGGACUGAAGCCACUAACCCACCCGAAGGGACGCAGGACAGAGCCUCUCCGCAGAAAGGGCGGCUCUCCCUGCAAAAUACAGCGGAAAUCCAACAUUGCUUGGUGAAUGCUGGCGAUGUGGGAUGUGGAGUAUUUGAGUGCUUUGAAAACAACUCUUGUGAGAUUCGAGGCUUGCAUGAUAUUUGUAUGACCUUCCUGCACAACGCUGGAAAAUUCGAUGCCCAGGGUAAGUCCUUCAUCAAAGAUGCCCUGAAGUGUAAAGCCCAUGCCUUGAGACAUAAAUUCAGCUGCAUCAGCCGGAAGUGCCCAGCCAUUAAGGAGAUGGUAUUCCAAUUACAGCGGGAAUGCUACCUGAAACACAACCUCUGCUCUGCUGCCAAAGAGAACAUACAAGUGAUGGUGGAGAUGAUCCAUUUCAAAGAUCUGCUACUGCAUGAACCCUACGUGGACCUGGUGAACAUGCUGCUGACGUGUGGUGAAGAGGUGAAGGAGGCCAUCACCCGGAGCGUGCAGGCUCAGUGUGAACAGAACUGGGGAAGCCUUUGCUCCAUCCUGAGCUUCUGCACCUCAGCUGCCCAAGGGGAGCCGGCAGCCACUCCCGAGAGACAGCUGCAGGCUGAGGGCUCCAAGGCCCUCCGCGCUUAUCAAGGGGAUCUAGGCUUCCACCUCCCAGAGUCAAGUGGGAGGGAUGCUUCCAGAGGUGCCAAGGGGGAAAAAGGUAGCAAGAUCCACCCAAAUGCCCACCUCCGUGGCAAAGCUGGGGGCCAAGGAGCCCAGGGAAGUAAUGACUGGGAGGAUGAACGGGCUGAGUAUUCAGAUAUCCGGAGGUGAAAAGACACCCACUUGCUCAUGAAAUCUUUCCUCCAUACCGUCCAUUUUCUUAUCUAUGGACAUUCCAAAACAUUUACCAUUAAAGCGGGGGGAUGUCACAUGCAGGGUAUUAAGGGAAUCGUGGACUUCAUGGAAGGUGUAUAAAUAAGUGGAAAGGGCAGCUGAGAUGGAGGCGCCCGGAGCUAGUCAGCUCUUGGUUGUACCUGGUGAAUUCAGCACUUACACAUAUUCAAGUGAGUGCUCCAAGUGUUGUCCUCAUUUUAACUUUUGUCUUCUUUUGAGCAAUAGGGCCAAGUGGGUGUCAGUCUGAUGGUUUGCUCUGUUGUGGGGGUGGGGAGGGGGGAGCGGGGUUGGGCAUUUCCACCUGGGCCCGGCCAUCUCACCAACACUAGGCUCACCUCUGUGGCUUUCGGUGCUGUCUUCCCAAAGAGUGGUUGGGUUCCCUGGGAAUCAGAUAACAGCUGUGAAUGUCAAGUCAUCAUUGGGGAUGCAGGGAAGAAGAAGGGCUGAGAGGAAGAGGAGAGUCAGCUGUGAUGCUUGGUGCCAAGCUGAAAUUCGGUUUCUUGCCCAGAUCCUUGAUGCAGAGAACUCUGGGUUUUGUUCUGAGCCAUUGUUCCCUGUAUGGGUGAAACGGCCUGAUCAGAUGGCCCCCAUGUGUAUCUUAACCACUGCUUUACUUCACAAUUUGGCUUUUUAUUUAUCCAAUGACAUCUACUUGUCUGUUGUCUAAAUAAAUGGCUUUUAAACAAG